Messenger RNA from Myripristis murdjan (pinecone soldierfish), 6228 nucleotides. RefSeq names its product laminin, beta 1a (gene lamb1a). NCBI's taxonomy places the organism in Eukaryota, Metazoa, Chordata, Actinopteri, Holocentriformes, Holocentridae. Gene Ontology annotation, biological process: substrate adhesion-dependent cell spreading; tissue development; basement membrane assembly. The record is from RefSeq and is a predicted model, not a curated record. Gene Ontology annotation, molecular function: structural constituent of synapse-associated extracellular matrix; integrin binding. Gene Ontology annotation, cellular component: laminin trimer. Bases 2 to 5380 code for a protein of 1792 amino acids. The transcript is spliced from 33 exons.
CAUGUUGGUUGUUCAGCUCGCAGCGCUGCUGGCGGCGGGCGUGUUCACGGCGGCCCAGGAGGGCGGAGCUCCGGUGGAGGCGGACCGGCCCGAGCUCAGCGACGUCUGCACCGAGGGCAGCUGCUACCCCGCCACAGGAGACCUUCUGAUUGGCCGAGCCCACCAGCUGUCCAGCACCUCCACCUGCGGCCUGCAGCAACCCGAGCCCUUCUGCAUCGUCAGCCACCUGCAGGAGGAGAAGAAAUGCUUCGUGUGCGACUCGGCGGCGCCGUACGACGAGCGGAGCGAGCGCACCGACAGCCACCGCAUCGAGAACGUCGUCACCACCUUCGCCCCAAACCGCCUGAAGACCUGGUGGCAGUCGGAGAACGGUGUGGAGAACGUCACCGUCCAGCUCAACCUGGAGGCCGAGUUCCACUUCACACACCUCAUCAUGACCUUCAAGACCUUCCGGCCGGCCGCCAUGGUGAUCGAGCGAUCAGCUGACUUUGGGAAGACGUGGCAGGUUUAUCGUUACUUCGCCUACGACUGCGAGGCGUCGUUCCCGUCCGUCUCCCAGGGGCCCAUGAAGAAGGUCGAUGAUGUCAUUUGUGACUCGCGCUACUCCGACAUCGAGCCGUCGUCUGAGGGAGAGGUCAUCUUUAGAGUUUUGGACCCGGCAUUCCGGAUCCACGAUCCCUACAGCCCCAGAAUCCAAAACCUGCUGAAGAUCACCAACCUGCGGGUGAAGUUCACCAAGCUCCACACGCUGGGCGACAACCUGCUGGACUCCAGGAUGGAGAUCAAGGAGAAGUAUUACUACGCCGUGUACGACAUGGUGGUGCGGGGGAACUGCUUCUGCUACGGCCACGCCUCCGAGUGCGCGCCCAUCCAGGGGGCGGGCGCCGCCGUGGACGGGAUGGUUCACGGUCACUGCAUGUGCAACCACAACACCAAAGGCCUGAACUGCGAGGCGUGUCAGGACUUCUACCACGACCUGCCGUGGCGUCCGGCGGAGGGACGCAACACCAACGCCUGCAAGAAGUGCAACUGUAACCUUCACUCGGACUCGUGCCACUUCGACGCGGCGGUCUACGUUUCCUCAGGAAACGUGAGCGGCGGCGUCUGUGACGGCUGUCGGCACAACACGACGGGUCACAGCUGUGAGCAGUGCCGGCCGUUCUUCUUCCAGCAUCCCGAGCGCGACAUCCGGGACCCGAACAUCUGCGAACCGUGUGACUGCGACCCGCUCGGCUCGCUGAACGGCGGCGUGUGUGACGGCCGGACCGACGUGCGUGCCGGGCUCAUCGCCGGCCAGUGUCGCUGUAAGGAAAACGUGGAGGGCGAGCGCUGCGAGCGCUGCAGGCCGGCGCACUUCGGGCUAAGCAGCCAGCCAAUGGGCUGCCAGGCCUGUACCUGCAGCGCUCUGGGAACUGUCCCAGGAGGGAAUCCCUGUGACCCCGAGACCGGCAGCUGCUACUGCAAACGACUGGUGACGGGCCGAGACUGCGACCGCUGUCUGCCUCAGCACUGGGGGCUCAGUAACGACAUGGACGGCUGCAGACCAUGUGACUGCGACCUGGGCGGAGCCGUCCACAACAACUGCUCCCAGGAGACGGGCCAGUGUGUUUGCAGGGAUCACAUGUUUGGCCGUCGCUGCGACCAGGUGGAGUCUGGCUUCUACUUCAUCGCUCUGGAUCACUACACCUACGAGGCUGAGAACGCCAACUUUGGACCUGGUGUGACUGUGGUGCCAAGACCUCAUCCUCUGGACCGCAGCCCUACCUGGACAGGUAUCGGGCUGGUCAACGUCCCCGAAGGAGCUUUUCUUGAGUUUUCUGUUGACAACAUCCCCCACUCCAUGGAGUAUGAUGUGCUGAUACGCUACGAGCCGCAGCUGCCCGAGCAGUGGGAGGAGGUGCUGAUGACGGUGAUGCGACCUGGACCAAUCACAGCCGACAGCCGCUGUGCCAACACCAUGCCGGACGACGACCACCAGAUGGUGUCGCUCCACCCCGGCUCCCGCUAUGUGGUUCUUCCCAGGCCAGUGUGUUUUGAAACGGGUCUGAACUACACCGUCCGCCUCAGCCUCCCGCUGUACUCCACCCUCAGCGACGUCCAGUCUCCGUACACACUCAUCGACUCGAUCGUCUUGAUGCCUCACUGUAAGAACCUGGAGAUCUUCACCGGUUCCGAAGGCGGAGACUCCGUCACCAGCAGCGCCUGGGAGACGUUCCAGCGAUAUCGCUGCCUGGAGAACAGCCAGAGCGUGGUGAAGACACCCAUGACUGACAUCUGCCGCAACUUCAUCUUCAGCGUGUCAGCGCUGCUACACCAGGGAGCCAAAGCAUGCCAGUGUGACCUUCAAGGCUCCCUCAGCACAGUUUGCGACUCGAGCGGCGGGCAGUGCCAAUGUCGGCCCAAUGUGGUCGGCAGGAACUGCGACAGAUGUGCACCUGCCACCUUCCAGUUUGGACCCAAUGGCUGCAGACCCUGCGAGUGCAACCCCCAGGGUUCACAUAAUUCUUUCUGUGAUGAGCUGAGUGGGCAGUGUGCCUGCAUCUCCGGGGCAUACGGCCGGCAGUGCGACCGCUGUCUCCCGGGACAUUGGGGCUUCCCGAACUGCCGGCCCUGCAGCUGCAAUGGCCACAGCGAGGAGUGUGACGCCCAGACGGGCCGCUGCCUCAGCUGCCGCGAGCACAGCACGGGACACAACUGUGAGAGGUGUGUGGAUGGUUACUAUGGCGACCCUGUUUUGGGCUCAGGUGAUCACUGCCGUCCCUGCAUGUGUCCUGACGGGCCAGGCAGUGGCCGGCAGUUCGCUGGAAGCUGCUACCGCGGUCUGGAUGCCCAGGUGGUGUGUGUGUGCCGCGCCGGAUACAGAGGUGCCAGGUGUGAUGAAUGUUCACCUGGUUACUAUGGAAACCCCAGCGUGGUGGGCGGGCAGUGCCAGCCCUGCCAGUGUAGCAGCAACAUUGACAUGUUGGACCCAGAAUCGUGCGAUGCCAACACUGGCGAGUGUCUGAAAUGCCUUCACCACACAGAGGGGCCGUCCUGCCAACUGUGCAAGCUGGGUUACCAUGGCGACGCACUGGCGCAGAACUGUAGGAAGUGUGUGUGCAACCUCCUGGGCACCGACACCACCUCCUGCCCAUCAGCCAGCGACUGCCACUGUGACCGGGACGAUGGCCAGUGCCGGUGCCUCCCCAACGUGGUCGGCCAGCAUUGCGAUCGCUGCGCCGCUGACACCUGGAACCUGGCGAGCCGGCAGGGCUGCGAGGCCUGCGACUGCGACCCCAAACAUUCAUUUGGGACGUCCUGUAAUGAGAUCAACGGCCAGUGUUCCUGUCAGCCAGGCUUCGGCGGCAGAACGUGUCAGGAGUGCAGGGAGCUGUUCUGGGGAGAUCCUGAGGUCAAAUGUCACGCUUGUGACUGUGACCCUCGUGGAACCGCCGAGCCACAGUGCAAGAAGGCCAGCGGCCACUGCGUCUGCGUGGAAGGAGUUUCUGGUCCAAGGUGUGACAUCUGUGCCCGCGGAUUCUCUGGCACGUUUCCUGAUUGCCAACGCUGCCACCAGUGCUUUGCCCAGUGGGACGUCAUCGUGGGUCAGCUGACAAAUCAGACGCAUCGACUGGUCAACAAGGUCAACACCAUCAAGGCCAGCGGGAUCACGGGGCCUUACAAGCAAACCAUUGAUAACUUGGAGAAGAACACUGAGGAAAUCAGGGCCAUCCUGGCCCAAAACCCAGCCACCCAGCCUCUGUCUGAGAUCCAGGAACUGCUGGAACAGGCCACAGAUCUGAUGUCUGAGCUGAGUGCUAAGUUGAACCAGACGGAGGAGAUGUUGGUCCAGGUGACAGUGGAGGACAACAUCACCGACACCAAGCUGGACGCUCUGAGAGAAGAUGCUCAGAAACUGGAGCGUACCGUCCAAGAGCUGCUUGAUCAGGUUGAGUUCAUCAAAAACUCCGACAUCAGAGGAGCAACAGACAGCAUCACAAAGUACUUCCUGCAGUCUGAAGCCGCAGAAGCUCGAGCCAAUGCAUCGACCAGCGGUCCUGACAGCCCUGUGGAAAACUCUGCCACCCUACGGCAAGCCACUGAAGACAAGAUGAAUGAGACCAAAGAAGAGUUCCACAGAAGACACAAGGAGCAUGCUGACAGACUGGAUGACCUGGCAGGACAAUUGGAGACUCUGGACCUAUCAGAGCUCAGCGAGAAGACAUGCGGUGGUCCACUGGGCCCAGAGGCCUGCUCUGCAGCUUCCUGUGGGGGGCUUAGCUGUCUGGAUGCUGAGGGCAACAGGAAGUGUGGUGGCGAAGGAUGCAAUGGUUUGGUCACUCUGGCCCACAGUGCCUGGCAGAAGGCCAGAGACUCUGAGCAGGAAAUCAGCAGUGCCAUGGAGGAGGUGGAGAAACUCUCCAAGAUGGUGUCAGAGGCCAAGGUGAAAGCAGAUGAGGCCAAGCUGAGUGCUCAGGACGUCCUGUUGAAGACCAAUCAGACCAAGCAUCGUAUCGACCAGAGCAACGAGGAGCUGCGCACCCUCAUCAAACAGAUCCGAGACUUCCUCACCCAGGAUGCAGCUGACCUGGAGAGCAUUGAGACAGUGGCCAACGAAGUGCUGGCCAUGCAGAUGCCCACCACGCCUGCCCAGCUGCAGAACCUGACUGAUGAGAUCAGGGAGAAGAUUGGAGAGUUGGGCCACGUGGAAACCAUCCUCAACCAGAGCGCUAGUGACAUCCAGAGAGCUGAGAAUUUGCUGGAGCAAGCCCGCAGAGCCAGUAAAGAGGCGACAGAUGUGAAGGACAUGGCAGAGAUGGUGAAACAGGCUCUGGAAGAAGCUCAGAAAGCCCAGAUUGCUGCCAGUGAAGCCAUCCAACAGGCCAGCUCCGACAUCAAGAACACCAACAACCUGCUGUCCUCGGUGGAGUCAGAGACAGCAGACUCUGAGUUCAAACUGAACAACGCCACCCAGAGGCUGCAGAGGCUGGAACAAGACGUGACGCUGCUGAAAGAGAAAGCCCUGAACAGUUCACUGAGGGUCGAACAAACCCAGCAGGAAGCGGAGAACACCAGCAGAGAGGCCAAGCAAAUCCAAAAUAACCUGGACACAGAAUUGAAGGAUAAAUACACCACAGUGGAGGAACUUAUCCGGCAGAAGGCAGGGGGUGUGGCUGAUGCCAAGAGGAGGGCAGAGUCACUACAGCAGGAAGCCAAAGAACUGCUGCUGCAGGCCAGUGACAAGCUGCAGCUACUGAAAGACCUGGAGAAAUCAUAUGAAGAUAAUCAAAGGACCCUGGAGGAGAAGGUCAACCAGCUGUCAGACCUGGAGAAGGCUGUCAAGGAGCUGCUGGAGGACAUCAGUCAUAAAGUCACUGUCUACAGCACCUGUCUCUUCUAGAGUUCUGCCGCCAUGGAGGCUUCUCACUCUGUACACUUUUGGACCAAGGUCAUCUCUUAAAGUCUGACAGUGCUGAGUUUAAUUUAUAUUCAGGGGGAAAAGUUGACAACAUUAAACAGCUAUAGAUCACCAUGCAGCAUCGCAGGACAAAUGUAUGAACUGCCAGAAGUGAGGCCACAAACACCUGGUCAGACACCUGGCUGAGUUCAGCUGGCCCUGUUCUGGAGCAAAGUGAACUCAGAGACCCAGGAGGGAAUAUCAAGCAAACUCAGGCCUAACUGUCAAUUUAUUGAGUUUUUUUAAGUCUAUGAAUGUGCACUGUGAAAGGCCCAGUGGAGGAGGUGGCUACCCCACACUGUUUACUAUUUCUAUUGAACACUGUCAUUCCAAAGUUUUCAUCAUUUGAAUAAAGUGACCUCCACUAUUAAACUAACCCUAACAGUAACAUAAAACAUUUAAAUGAAUGUUUGUUGCUUUUUAAAUGUAAAGGAUCAUCUUAUGCCAUGAAUAAAGUACAUCCCAUUAUGAGUUUAGAAUUACAGAUUAAGCUGCCAAAACUUGUGCCAACCAACUAAAUAUUUCUCCAUGUCAUCAAGUGAAAACUUUAAAACUGCCUUGUGUGGUUUUGUCCUCAAUUAUAGAUUGACCUGCAAUCUGCCCGACCAAAGACAGCUGCAGUUAGCUUCUUUUAAUUGCAAGAGAGUAAGUACUCAAUAAACUGAAAUGUCAAAAAAUAUAGUACAAUGUGAUUCAAUAAAAAAAAAAAAUCAUUUAAAUCAAGCCUGGAAAACAAAGUGUAAAAAUACUGAAAAGGUGACUGUUAAAGCAUGAGACUGCAAAGAUGUAUA